CUCGCCCAACGCGAAGCCGCCGGGAUCCCGACUGACCAACCAACCCAAGCAAACCCUCACCCAGAGCCGACCGAGCCCAUCGGAGAAGCGUCAGCCACCAGGCGACGACCACCGAGGAGGAGGAGGCGGCGGCGGGCGGGCGCCAGCGGUGGAUCGCCGGGUUACGAGGCGGGCGGCGGGGGCAACCCGAUGCGCGGCUAGGACGGCGGCGACCGGCGCGAGCAGGACGGGGAGGAGCGCGGCGACGCCUGGCGGGGCACCAUGUCUGCGGUAGUCUGUUGCGGCAAGAGGUCCUCCUCCAUCUUCGCCGACGAGCUCCUCCCGCCGACGUCCCCUUCUUCCUCCCCGAACCACCACCACCACGCGGCAAAGAGGUCCCGCUACUCGCCGCCGCCGCACCGCGCCUUCGGCCGCCGCGACGCGCUCCUCCACCAGCUCCGCUCCUUCUUCCCCGACAUGGAUCCCCAGUUGCUUGAGAGAGCUCUUGAAGCAUCUGGAGAUGAUUUGGAUUCUGCAAUAAAGAGUUUGAAGGAACUGCACCUGGAGUCAACUCAGGCUAUCUUAUCGGCUACUGGUUGUAACUCUGAAAGCGGGCUACACACAGCAGCUCAGCCAUCUGUUGAAGCUAUAACCAACGGUUGUGUGGAUACAGCGACUGAACAUCCGUCUGCUGCAGCUAGUUACCAGACAAGUAAUAGUGGUCCCGAAUGGGUUGAGCUUUUUGUCAGAGAGAUGUCUAAUGCUUCUGACCUGGAUGAUGCACGGGCUCGUGCGUCAAGAGCUUUGGAAGCCUUCAAGAAGUCCAUUGAGGAGCAUGCAGGAGCCGAAUCUGCGCAGAGCUUGCAUCAGGAAAACAUGGUGCUUAAGGAGCAAAUGACGGCCAUCCUCUCACAGAACGCUGUCCUGAAGCGCGCCGUCGCCAUCCAACACGAGCGCCAAAAAGAGUUUGAUGAGAGGAGCCACGAGGUCCAGGGCCUGAAGCAGCUUGUCUUGCAGUACCAGGAGCAGAUGAGGACUCUAGAGAUGAACAACUACGCGCUCACAAUGCAUCUGAAGCAGGCCCAGCAGAACAACUCCAUGCCUGGGCGUUACAAUCCCGAUGUCUUCUGAUUUUAGCUUCAGGCUUGCAGGAUCCAGAUUGAUAAUCUGCUGCUGUAUGGAAAAAGAGAAGAUGAUAUCUCUGGGAUAGAUCUAUGUCGUUGACUGGUUCACCCACCACACCAGUACACCACCCAAGGGGCAAAACAAAGUCCACGAUAGAUGUGUUGACUCAAAUAUCCUGUUGUUACUUUGAUUGAUAGUACGAUUUCCGAUUCAAUAUAUACAAAAGAAAACAGUCCCAAAUCUUAUAUUAUACGACUACGAUGAUUGAUUGAUUGA
Brachypodium distachyon (stiff brome) is the source of this 1380-nucleotide messenger RNA. RefSeq lists its product as uncharacterized. The transcript has 5 exons. Gene Ontology annotation, molecular function: ubiquitin binding. Bases 262 to 1110 code for a protein of 282 amino acids. The record is from RefSeq and is a predicted model, not a curated record. Lineage: Eukaryota; Viridiplantae; Streptophyta; Magnoliopsida; Poales; Poaceae.